AUGAAUACCAGACAUCAUUUUCUGCUUGUUCUUGCAGCAACCUUUUAUCUCCUAUCCUGUCAAAUAUCAAUUGCAACUGAAGACGAUUUUCUUUGGAUUUGGCACCAUAUUUACAUUACCAAUGACUUGCCUGGAGACCCCUUAAAGAAAUUGAUGGUUCACUGCAAGGACAAAACCAAAGACCUCGGAGUUCAUUAUCUAUCUCAGAAAGAGGUGUUUCACUUUAAAGCAAGUAUCGACUUCUUCAGAAGAAGACUGUAUUUCUGCAACAUGCAAUGGAAUGGAAAGCAGACUUAUAUCGAGGCAUUCAAGGCGAAAAGAGACGAGGAUAGAUGCCGAAAGCAUUGCAUGUGGUCGGUUAGGGAGGAUGGGUUCUAUUUUAGCAAUGGAAAUGGCAAUUGGAACAAGGAGUAUCAGUGGUAG
Messenger RNA from Dovyalis caffra, 423 nucleotides. NCBI's taxonomy places the organism in Eukaryota, Viridiplantae, Streptophyta, Magnoliopsida, Malpighiales, Salicaceae. The record is from the annotation of a GenBank genome assembly.